Messenger RNA from Mytilus californianus (California mussel), 10057 nucleotides. Its product is annotated as E3 ubiquitin-protein ligase TRIP12-like. Gene Ontology annotation, cellular component: nuclear speck. NCBI's taxonomy places the organism in Eukaryota, Metazoa, Mollusca, Bivalvia, Mytilida, Mytilidae. Gene Ontology annotation, biological process: regulation of double-strand break repair; DNA damage response; proteasome-mediated ubiquitin-dependent protein catabolic process. The record is from RefSeq and is a predicted model, not a curated record. The coding region runs from base 274 to 6264 and encodes 1996 amino acids. The transcript is spliced from 41 exons. Gene Ontology annotation, molecular function: zinc ion binding; ubiquitin protein ligase activity.
UUCAAUGUAAGAAGCCACAUUAUACAGAUGGAGAAUAUUGCAGAAAUCUUGCACUUUUCUGCAUUUUAAUAUUCCUCCUAAACCGGAAAUGUUGGAAACAAGUUUCUGCGUGCGCAGUUUGCAUUGAUCAUCUGUACAGACACAGAUAAAAUAUCCAAGAUUUUAGUCUCCGAAUAUUAUCCAGAAAAUACACAAAUUUUCCUAUUUUUUAGUCACAACUGGAUGUAGUAGAGUUUUUACCAUCUGGCAUGUGCCAGAUUGAGGGUCAAGCCUAUGGCAGACCAACCUGAGUUCCAGUCUGGGGGGUCACAUAGAAGAAGACACCAUUCUGGGGCAGAUUCAAAAGUUGAAGUAGGCCAAACCAAUAACAUUUCACAGUCUGUUUUAAUCAAGAAGAAGAAAUCAAAGAAGCGAUUUGCACCAAGUUCACAGGAAGGUCCAACUACCAGUAAACAAAGUAAAUUGUCAGGAACAGGUUUGAAACCAUCAAAGAAAGAGAAAUUAAGAAAUAAAAAAGAGAAAAUUAGGAAGAAGAAAAAUAAAAAAUCUAAAUUACAAGCUGUAGCUGUGAACGCUGAAACCAUAGACACAAAACAAACAGAGGAAAAAGACUCUGAUACUAAUAAAUAUACAAUUUCCAAAAAUCUAAGAUCAAACUUAGAGGCAGAAGUAGUUCCAGGGAUACCUUAUUAUCCAGAAAGGUCAAGGUCAGUGUCUGGAACUAGAAGUCGGGACAGGAAAAGCAGUUUCAAUAGUUUAGAGGAUAUUAAAAUAAAAGUUGUUGGGAAAAGUGUAGACACAAGCCAAGGAACUCAAGACAUUCAGGUGGAUAUUGCUCAUACUAGUGUUCAAAACCCACAAAGUACUCAUCCUUCAAAGAAAUCUAGAAGUGACAAGAAGAAGAGGAAAAGCAAGGAAAGACGCUCUAGUAGUACUAGUUCUAAAUCCUUGUCGCCGGAGCUUGAUAGCUUACGGCGCACUCGAAGAAGCAAAACGGGAUCGUGUGCUAGUAGCAGUGGUAGGCGUUCCGCUUCAUCAUCAAAGCGUCCUGCUGGUAGCAGCAGUCUCCUAAAUACAGCAGGUGGGAGUGAGAGCGGGACAUCCAGAGGGGGAGCCAAACCACAAAACAGCAGUAGCCUGAUGUCAGGACAAGAAGAUAAUACUGAUAAUGGAGGAGGUAGACCUCGGGAAGAAGGUGGCAGUCAGCCAUCUCUGACAGCAUCAAAUGCUGCCGGGGCUACAGCUAUGACUUCCGAGAGUGAGACAGAAGAAGGAGAUAUGGGAAGAUUGCAAGCAUUAUUAGAAGCUAGAGGAUUGUCAUCAACUUUAUUCAACACACUAGGACCCAGAAUGCAUCAGAUUUUACACAGAACUAUGGGAGGAGGAGCAAUGAGUAAAGCCCAGCAAUUAUUGCAAGGUUUACAAGCAACAGGGAAUGAGGACCAACAACUGUCUGCAGCUAUUGAAAUGUGUCAGUUGUUGGUUAUGGGAAAUGAAGAUACAUUGGCAGGAUUCCCAGUAAAACAAGCAGUACCAGCACUGAUUACACUGUUACAAAUGGAACAUAAUUUUGAUAUUAUGAACCAUGCUUGUCGAGCCUUGACCUACAUGAUGGAAGCUCUACCCAGGUCAUCAGCUGUUGUUGUUGAUGCUGUGCCUGUAUUCCUUGAGAAACUAAGAGCAAUACAGUGUAUGGAUGUUGCUGAGCAGUCCUUAACAGCAUUAGAAAUGUUAUCAAGAAGACACAGUAAAGCAAUAUUACAAGCUGGAGGUAUUUCAGCAUGUCUGAUGUUUCUGGACUUCUUUAGUAUUACAGCACAGAGAAGUGCUCUAGCAGUGACGGCCAACUGUGUACAGAAUCUUACAGCAGAAGAGUUCCACUUUGUCAGAGAAUCUCUACCAUUACUCAGUUCGAAACUCACCCAUCAGGAUAAGAAGUCUGUGGAGAGUUGCUGUUUAUGUUUCUCUCGAUUGGUUGAUAAUUUUAGCAGUGAUCAGAGAGUACUGAAGGAAAUGUCAGCUCAUGGAUUGUUAACUAAUAUUCAACAGCUCUUGGUUGUGAGCCCACCUGUCAUAAGUACUGGUAUCUUUGUUAUGGUGAUCAGAAUGUUAGCAAUAAUGUGUGCUAGUUGUCCUGAUCUAGCCGUUGUUCUUCUCAAACAGAAAAUAGCUGAUACCUUAUGCUACCUUUUGGUCGGAACUUCUGAACAGACUGAAAAUGUUGUUGAGUUGGUAUCUAGGACACCACAGGAGCUGUAUGAGAUUGUUUGUCUUAUUGGGGAAUUAAUGCCCAAGUUACCAACUGAUGGUAUAUUUUCCAUUGAUCAAAUGUUACGUAAAGGAUCCUUUACUCAAACCGAGGCAGUCAUGUGGCAAUGGAGGGAUGAUAGGAGUAUCUGGCAUCAUUAUACAGCAAUAGAUAGUAAAAUUGUAGAGGCAGCAUAUCAAGCUGGAGAAGAUGAAGUUAGUUUAUCUACUAUGGGCAGGUCAUAUACAAUAGACUUUAAUUCCUUGCAACAGAUUAAUGAAGACACAGGCACAGCUCGACCUGUACAGAGGAAGCUUAAUUCAUUUGGUGUCCCACAGCCUACAGGUUCCUCAACCACUACAACGCCAUCAUCAUCAUCCACUACAACCACAGAUCCACUGGUAGACAGAUGUGAUUCUAGAGCUGAAAUUCUAAAGGAGGACAUGGAAUUAGCCUCAGCCUUCAUACAAACUCUCUUCUCUGUCUUGUAUGAAGUCUAUAGUUCAUCUGCUGGUCCUACAGUACGACACAAGUGCCUACAGACAUUAUUACGAAUGAUAUUCUAUGCUGGAGCAGACCUGUUGAGAAGUAUUUUACAAACACAGCCUGUCUCCAGCCACAUUGCUGCCAUGAUGGCAUCUAAUGACUUAAAAGUUGUUGUAGCUGCUGUUCAGAUGGCAGAAAUACUGAUGCAAAAAUUACCAGAUGUUUUCUCCAUAUAUUUUAGAAGAGAAGGUGUUAUGCAUCAGAUAAAGAAGUUAACAGAAAUAGAUCCCCAGGCCCCAUCCCCUGUCAAGGCUUCGCCUUCACCAUCCACAUCCAUCCCCCCACCAACAUCUGUGUCUAGUUCGUCAGCAAGUAUCACAAGCAGUAGCACAUCAUCAGAAAGUAUUGAUAAAAAAUUAGAUGGAGCAUCAAACGUUGCUGCAUCAUCUUCUACGUCAGAGGAACACAGUUCUUCUCAAAUGAGACUAAGUGAUGUAUUAAAAAGGAAGAAACCACCAAAAAGGUCACUGGGUCGUAAAUGUAAAAAUACAGAUGAAUCUCCUACAGAUACCCCAACUAAAGGAUCUCCUGCAGUGGGAAACAGAAGUUCUAAUAGGGCAAAAUCUGCAGGGAAGGAAGGGAAAUCAAGUUCAAAGAUGUCUUUCUUACCAAGUAGUUUAAAUCCACGAACAUGGGGAAAGUUUUCUUCUUCAUCAGAUCAGCAACCCAAAUCUGGCUUGUCAAAGGUUGGUCAACCGAGACUUUUGACCAGUCUCACCAGAAGUGAUGCAUUUAGUCCUAAACCUGUGCUGAUAACCAGCCCAUGCAACAAAGAGAAAGUUAAAUCUUGGGUUAAAGAGCAAGCAUCUCGAUUUAUAGAACAGUAUUUUGGUACCGAGACCCAAGGAUCAAGUCAUCCUGCUCUCAAUAUACUCAACAGACUAUGUACUGCCACUGAACUUUUAACAGUAGAGGAUGAUUGUGGAAUAGAUUGUCUGAAAGAGAUAGCUAAUAUAAUGAAGGACAGUGAUGUGUCUCCAUUUGAAAUAAUACAUAGUGGACUAGUUCAGAAACUUUUACAGUAUUUAACUUCCACGACAGGUGAUGUACCACGAGAUGUCCGAAUCAGAAGAUUUCUACAUAUAUUCCUUAACUGCCCUCCUCCAGAUGUAUUACAUUGUAAAGAGGUACACGUAGAUUCUGAAAACCUACCAUCAAUGACUGCAUUGGUUGCCAAAUUGAUUGGUUGUUUGCACCAGUUAGAACAGUUCCAGGUCAAAGUUCAUGAUUUACCUGGUGGCAGUGCAUCCAGUGGGAGAGGUUCUAAUGCCUUGAGAUUCUUCAAUACACAUCAAUUAAAGUGCAAUCUACAAAGACACCCUGAAUGUACAACAUUGCGACAGUGGAAGGGAGGACCUGUGAAGAUUGAUCCAUUAGCCUUGGUACAGGCUAUAGAGAGAUACCUAGUAGUUAGGGGGUAUGGUCGUCCUAAACCUGAGGGUGCCGAUGAUGAUAUAAGUGAUGAUGAUAAUUCUGAUGAAGAUGUUGAUGAUACUAUGGCUGCUGUAUUUAUCAGUCAAGGCACAGCCAGACAUAAGUUAGAAUUUUACAUGGGAGAGCGUUUUCUACCUUACAACAUGACAGUGUAUCAAGCCAUUAAAAACUACAGCAAUCCUGGGGAGAAGGAUGCAAGUGAAACUGAUACAGAUUCAGAAAUUCCUCUUGGUCAUGCUGGUAUUUGGGUACAGACCCAUACAAUAUGGUACAAGCAGGCUGCUGACCAGGAUACAGUUACCAGUCCAAAGAAAACUAAAUCUGAACACCACAGUAAAUCUAAAGGGAGGAAAAAAGUGGAUGAUUUAUGGAAUGACGGUCACUGUCCUGUGAUGGUUCCUGCAUUAAAUGCUUACUUAACAGACAAACUGCCAGCCUUUGUAACAGUUAUGGAUCCUUCUCUUGAUGUUAUAGCUCUACUUAGAAUAUUACAUGCCUUCAAUAAUUAUUGGUCUACUAUGUAUGAGGUGCCAUUUUCUCACAAACCUAUUAUGUCUUUCAAUGAGUUCUUAAGUUCAAAAUUAACAGCCAAAGCUAACAGACAGCUACAAGACCCACUGGUGAUUAUGACAGGCAAUUUGCCUAACUGGUUGGCAGAGAUAGCCAAUGCAGCACCAUUCAUGUUUCCUUUUGAAACUCGUCAGUUAUUAUUUUAUGCCACAACGUUUGACAGAGAUCGAGCCCUAAUGAGACUACAAGAUAACACUGGUGACAAUAGCUCAAAUGAUAAUAAUGAGAGAGUAGCUCCCAGGCUUGAUAGAAGAAGGCGAGUUGUAAACCGGUCAGAUUUGUUAAAACAAGCAGAGAAAGUUAUUGAUGAACUGGGUAAUUCUAAAGCCUUACUGGAAAUUCAAUACGAGAACGAGGUUGGAACAGGUCUAGGACCAACUUUAGAAUUUUAUGCAUUAGUAUCAAAAGAAUUACAGAAAUCAGAAUUUGAAUUGUGGAGAGGUGAAUCUUUAGUAGAGAAAAACUCUUCAGAAAAUGAACAUGCUACAGAAUAUAGUUUCUCCAUCUGUGGACUGUUCCCAGCACCACUGGCACGCAAUGCUAAGGCUGCCAUUGUCAAUAGAAUUAAAUCUAAGUUUAAAUUCUUAGGCAAGUUUAUGGCUAAAGCAUUAAUGGACUCCAGAAUGCUGGACUUACCAUUGUCCCUGGUUUUCUACAAAUGGAUGUUAGGACAAGAACACAGCCUUACAUCAGCUGAUCUACAGUUUAUAGAUCCUGUCAUUGCCAAGUCUUUCCAACAGUUAGAGGAUAUUCUCAGGCAAAAACACAGAAUACUUGCUGAUAAAUCACAUACUGAGGAGAGUCGCCAGUUAGCCCUGGAAAGUUUAAGUAUGGAUGGCUGUAGUAUAGAAGACCUAGAUAUUGACUUUACACUCCCAGGUUAUAGUCACAUAGAAUUGAAGAAAGGAGGCAAGGAUAUACCUGUCACAUUAGAUAACCUUGAGGAAUACUUGCAGUUGGUAGUCCAUUGGAGUUUAGUUGAAGGUGUGUCCAGACAGUUUGAAGCAUUUAGAGAAGGAUUUGAAUCUGUAUUUCAUAUGUCAUCACUACAGAGUUGUUAUCCUGAUGAGCUGGAGCAGUUAUUCUGUGGUAAUGUUACAGAACCCUGGGAUACAAAGAUGUUGUUAGAAUGUUGCCGACCAGAUCAUGGUUAUACACACGACAGUCGUGCUGUUAAAUCCUUGUUUGAGAAUCUGAGUUCAUAUGAUAUCAAUGAACAGAGGGAAUUUCUACAGUUUGUUACCGGGUCACCUCGUCUUCCAGUUGGAGGUUUUAGAAGUCUGAAUCCUCCAUUGACAAUAGUCAGAAAGACAUUUGAAACCAACGAUAAUCCAGACAGUUUUCUGCCUUCUGUGAUGACAUGUGUUAAUUAUCUCAAAUUACCCGACUAUUCAUCUGCACAAAUCAUGCGAGAAAAACUACAAAAAGCUGCAAAAGAAGGACAACUCUCAUUCCAUUUGUCAUAACAAAAAUGUGUUUGUGUGUGUGUGUGUGUGUGGAUUGUUCUCAGUAUGAGUCAAAUUGUGGUUGAUAUUUUCAUGGUGGGAAUUUUUUAAGAUAAUUAAUAUGCGGUCAAUUUAUUAAUGCUUUAAUUUAGUUUUGUUAAUUAGACAGAUUUGGUAGAUCUUGUCAUGAGAUGUUUUUUCUGUUGUUUGCAUUACUAGUCAUAUAUUGUUUAUAUUUUAUGUGUACUUUUGUUGAAGCAACCUUUGACUUUAAAAGUGAAUAAUGUGUGUGUCAACUUGUCCAUGUGAUUGAUUUCUUUGUUAGAUUAAUGUGGAGUAAAGCAUUGAUGCAAUAUAACAGUAUGAAAUAAUGUGAUAAUGAGAGAUCAUGGUUUCCUAUUAUGUUUUCAUUCUUUAUAUGUAUUUAAUUGGAUAAACGGUCAUUUCUGUAUGAUGACAUUGAUCUAUAAUCUCACGCUGUUACUUUUAAACAUGUUCUGUUUCAGGAAGGCACAUAGAAAUAUCUACCAGCAUUUGUUCUGAUAUAAUCUUGAUUCCAAAUACUUGUGAAUACUUUGAUAAAGGGAGGUCAUGUCUUCCAGCAUUUGUUAUGAUAUAGUAUUAAUUCUAAAUAAGGCUGUAUACUUUUUUAAAGGGAAUGCACAUAGAAAUAUCUUCCAGCAUUUGUUCUGAUAUAAUCUUGAUUCCAAAUAAGGGUGUAUGUAUAUUUUGGUAAAGGGAGGUUAGACAAAGAAAUAUCUUCCCGCAUUGAUAUCAUCUUGAUUCCAAAUAAGGGCGCAUAUUUUGGUAAAGGGAGGUUAGACAUGGAAAUAUCUUCCAGCAUUGACAUAAUCUUGAUUCCAAAUAAGGGCAUAUAUUUUGGUAAAGGGAGGUCAAUCUGAACAGCAGUAAUGUAUAUUUCAGUCACUUUCAUCAAUGUUUUUCAUAAUUACAAAUUACAUCAAUUAGCAAUGUGUAUAACCAACCUACACUGAAGGGAUAUAACUCUCCUUUAAUUACAAAUUACAUCAAUUAUCAAUGUGUAUAACCAACCUACACUGAAGGGAAAUAACUCUCCAAUAAUUACAAAUUACAUCAAUUAAUAAUGUGUAUUACCAACUCCACUGAAGGGAAAUAACUCUCCAAUAAUUACAAAUUACAUCCAUUAAUGAUGUGUAUAACCAACUUACACUGACAGGAAAUAACUCUCCAAUAAUUUCAAAUUACAUCCAUUAACAAUGUGUAUUGCCAACCAACACUGAAGGGAAAUAACUCUCCAAUAAUUUCAAAUUGCAUCCAUUAACAAUGUGUAUAACCAACCAACACUGAAGGGAAAUAACUCGUUAAAAAUUUGGCUCAGCGAGCGGAUCUAGUACAAAGCAGGGUUCAUAUAGCUAUCCCACUUAAAUGAUCUCGUCCUGAAUAUGCAUUUAAUUUCCACUGAAUGUUAACAGCCAUCCAUCAUCUAUCAAUUUAUUAAAAGUGCAUGCAAGGAUGGAAGCAGGGUUAUAAUUUAGAUUGAAAAAGCACUUGAUUAAUUGCAAAUUGAACUUUUUAGUUGUUGUUUACUUUUGAAAUUAAAAUAGAAUAGGGUUUUCCAAGUUUUAUCUUGCCACUUAUUGUGAAAAAACAGCUUAAAUUGUUUUAGACCUACUUGCAGGCUUCAGAUGAAAUUUUGAUAUCUUAUUAAAAUAUCCUUGUCCUUUCUAGAGAAUUUGGUGCAUUAAAGAUUGUAAACCAAUAUAUUUCACAUUGACGGUAACUGUUUUUAGGAUAAAUUUUGCUACUUAAAUUCUAAUCAUGAUUGGAAUCCAUUGUUUGUAUAAAUGGUCUUUUUACAUUAGUAACAUUUAUUACAUAGAUGUUACAUUUUACUAGAAGUAUUUUAUUAAAGUAGAAGUUUUAUUAAUAACCUCACAACAAUAAAUGGUCACACAUUUUAAAAUCAAGAUACAACAAUGAAAAGAACAUCCCACCUUGAAAAAUAACAAGAGACAGUAAAAACCAUACCAAUGUUUGAAGAAUAGGAAAAUGUUUUUUUUUUCACCCCCAUCAAAUCUUAUUGGUAUUUCUAUAAAUAUUUUGCAGGCCUUUGUAUUUUGUAUGUCUUUUUAUUGUGUUUUACGUAUAAAUCUAGUUUGGCCAAAUAAAAUGUUAUUUCUGCUUCACUUUACCAAAACCAACCAUUUUCUUAAGAGGUUGAUUCUUAUAUUUGUAUUGCUGCAGAUGAAGGAGAAACAAAAUACCGUAGUGACUGAGUACUUCACCUUGUUCAUUUAAAUUCCUGAUGGGAGUCUAUUUAAACUGUAUUCAUUUUUGUUGAGAUUAUACAGACGGCUGGUUCCCAAAACAUGAGUCCAAAUUUCCAGGCCAUCAUCAGAUUUAGUCCACUUAGCAGUGCCGAUUUACUUUAUGUAUUGAUUAUUUGGUUAGCAACUUGCAUAUGCAUGAAAUGUUUGCUUCUGUGGGUUUUUCAAAAAAAACAAAACAAUAAUUCAAUAGAUUUGUUUGGUCUUAUCAAUAUUUGAUACUGAAAUCCAUGAUGGUGCAUCCAUAAUUAAUAUUUGAUAUUGAAAAUCCAUGAUAUUUGGGCAUUACACCAGUUGGUUACACCCUUUGUUUACAGCAAAUUCCUUAUUGUAGGGAUCUGUCAUGCAUUUUAGAAGAGGGGAAACACAUCUUUGAGGAAAUAUGUUACUUUUAGAGAAUAGUGUGCUUUUAGAUUGUUUAUACUGAAAUUAAACACCAAAAAUCUUUAUACUGGUAAACACAGUUCAUGUAAAAAAAAAAUUUAAAUGCAGGCAUAUGACAAUAAUUUCUAUAUAUUUGUUUUGUAGGUAUAUAAAUGUAGAUGACAUUUAUAUUGUUAGUAUAAUACAUAGAAUUGACAUUUUGUUUUCUUUAUUUAUUUCAUAUUUUCAGUUUUGUGUUGACAUUUUAUUUUUUCAUCAGCAUCACCAUAUGUUCACAUGGCAUACAGUAAGUUAUGUUUACAUGCCAUACAGUAAGUUAUGUUUACAUGCCAUACAGUAAGUUAUGUUCACAUGGCAUACAGUAAGUUAUGUUCACAUGCCAUACAGUAAGUUAUGUUUACACAGAAUGUCUUUUCUUUUAAAGGUAAUUAUCAUGAUGAUUAUCCACUACCUUAAUUUCAUUCAAGUAACAAAUCAUUGGGCUCUAUAUCUGUAACGUGUUCAGUCAGUCCCACAGACAGUCAUAAAUGAAUAGGGCUAGUAAUCUUUAGUGAUGUAAUUUGUGCAAGAUAAAAACAAACCAGAGGUCAGUUAAUGACGAUUACAUCAUGAAUUAAAUGACCUUUAUAAAACUAACCAGAGGUCAUCUGGGGACAUUUACUUCAUGAAUAGAAUUAAUUUUUAUUUGUAGAAUUUCAUGAACAUAAGUUAAUGUAUUCCUGAACAUGCUGUAAUAUUGGCCAAUGGACAAUAGGCAACCAACAAUGAUUGUGCUUUGAAAAAGAACAGUCAGAUGCAAGAGUAGAAUUUGUGUGAUUUUAUACUGUAAUGUUUUUACAACACUUAUGUUAUUGAAUUAAAACUGUUACUUCCUGUACAGUAUAAUGUAAUAAUUUGUACUUUUUUGUUACCUAAUGAUCUAGAGAAGAUCUAUGUGUUGACCUUGAAUGAAUGACAUCAUAGUGUUGGCUGUAUUAAAAUACUUAUAUUUGACAGAGAAGAUCUAUAUGUUUACUGAGAAUGAAUGACUGUUGGCUGUAUUAUAAAACUUGUAUUUGACAGACCUAAAAAGUUUGAUGUUGAAAAAAACUUUGUACAGAAUAAAGUAUUCUACGAAUGCC